AUGACACUCCAAAGAUUUCAAAAGAUUUCUAGAUGUCUACAUGUAAAUGACAAUAAACAGAUGCCCAGAAGAGGUGAAACAGGUUUCGACAAACUUUAUAAAAUUCGCCCACUACUAGAUCAAAUAAACCAGAGGUGUCAAAAUAAUGGCCGAAAUACAAGAUCUCAGUCCAUUGACGAAUCAAUGGUAAAGUUCAAGGGACACAGUGCGCUAAAACAGUAUAUGCUCCUCAAACCUGUCAAGCGCGGUUACAAAAUUUGGGCUAGAGCAGAUAGCAAGACUGGGUAUUUGUUUCACUUCCAAGUCUAUACUGGUAAAGGAGACAAUGUGGAAACUGGUCUAGGAAGUAGUGUGGUAAAAACUCUAGCUCAACCACUUAUCGAUGAAGGUUGCUCAGCUCAUAUUAGCUUUGACAACUUUUUUAGUAGUUAUGACCUUCUUCAGUAUUUAUACGACCAUGGCAUAUACAGUACAGCAACAGCGAGAAAUGACAGAUUGGGAAUGCCUGUUUUAGUAAAGAAACCUACUGGUCUAAGAAAUUGCGACGAAAUCAUGAAGAGGCAAAAUAAAAAACUGAAACAACUACAAAAAGGGCAGUACAAGUGGCGAGUUCGGAACAACGUAGGGUUUUCGAUCUGGAAGGACACAAAAUUAGUGACCAUUAUGAGUACAGUCUUUCACCCGAAAGAAGAGGCUACAUGUCAACGUACACAAAAGGAUGGAAGCAAAAGACCUUUUCCCUGUCCACGCUCAGUUGUAGAGUACUCGAAGCGAAUGGGCGGGGUUGAUAAAUUUGAUCAGCAAAAAGCCACUUAUGAUGUCGCUCGUCGAAGCAAGAAAUGGUGGAAGCGGUUGUUUUUUUUUCUUGUUCGACGUAGCGAUCACAAAUGCGCAUAUAUUGUACUCAAAGAAUUCAAGAGUACACAAUCCCAUGAGCCAAAAGAUGUUCAGGCUUACUCUUGCCAGAGAACUAGUAAACAAUUUGACAUUUCAGAAACGAAAAUUUUCAACAGCUCCUAA
This is a messenger RNA of Parnassius apollo (apollo), 1020 nucleotides long. Lineage: Eukaryota; Metazoa; Arthropoda; Insecta; Lepidoptera; Papilionidae. The record is from the annotation of a GenBank genome assembly.